This is a messenger RNA of Stegodyphus dumicola, 483 nucleotides long. RefSeq lists its product as uncharacterized. Gene Ontology annotation, biological process: positive regulation of transcription by RNA polymerase II; DNA damage checkpoint signaling. Gene Ontology annotation, molecular function: histone binding. Gene Ontology annotation, cellular component: nucleus. The record is from RefSeq and is a predicted model, not a curated record. Lineage: Eukaryota; Metazoa; Arthropoda; Arachnida; Araneae; Eresidae.
UUCAAUGAUGAUUCCUCCAACUCCAGAUAUGUUAAUACCCAGCACUCCGGCAAUAGCAGAAAAAUAUCAAGAUGAAAGUUUUGUAUCUGAUAAGAAGAAUGAUUCCACAAUAUCUAUUCUUGAAGAAACAUGUGGUGAACUUGAAACCAAAGAAAACGAUGAAUCAUUAAAUGAAAAUUUGGCAGAUAUCAGUACUCAGAGUGAUUUAACCCAAGAUCUUCCAGAAUUAGAUCCAACUCAAGAGAUUUUGUGUGAUAUAAAAACACCUAAUAUGUCUUCACCAAAAGAAGUCAUUGAUAUCUCAGCUGAGAACGAAAGUGAUGAUGAUGACUGGAAAUUAAAAUUUAGUGAAACACAGGAAACCCAAGAAUUUGUUUGUACAAAACAAGUAGAAAAAUGUGAAGAGCCUGAGGAGGUUAUUUUGGUAAAAGCUGAUCAGGAUGAUGAAGAAGUUACUUUAAAGAAAGAUUCCGAAGACGUUAA